AUGGUCCUUGACGAAGAGUCUCAAUCCCUUUCACCUCUCCCAGAGGCGCUAAGUCGUGGCCUCGUCGCGGUGUCCAGUUUCGGCUUGCUUUCAUUCUUCUGUUCGACCUCGUUGUUUUUCUACCUCACUUGGCGACUUAUUUCAUGGCAUCGCUACACCGGCACCAAGCAACCCACCAACCAAUUCCUGCUUUUGAUCUACAAUCUUUUGUUUGCAGAUAUUCAACAGGCUUGCGCCUUCUUGCUAAACAUUGGAGCAUUGAGAAAUAAUGCAAUACUUGUUGGAAAGCCGUUAUGUUUUGCUCAGGGCUGGUUUGUCUCAACCGGAGACUUGGCUAGUAGCGUUUUCAUCAGCGCAAUUGCAGUACAUACUUUAUUUGGAGUGACCAAAAACUACCGGCUACCGACAUGGGCCUUUCAUUGUGUGAUCGGGUUAUGUUGGCUCUUCGUGUAUGUGAUGGCAGCUAUUGGACCGAUUCUACAUGGAGAAGACUUCUAUGUUCGAGCAUCGGCUUGGUGCUGGAUAAAUAAGCGCUACUCUGCGGAACGUCUGUGGUAUCACUACUUCUGGAUAUUCAUCGGCAUGUUCAGCACCAUUCUCAUCUAUGGUUUCAUCUAUCUUUGGCUUCGACGGAAGCAACAAGCAGGCAUCAUAUCGAAGACUGCGAUUCGCAACGCCACUCCGCUUAUGAUUCUCUACCCACUUAUUUAUACAAUUUGCACUGCACCGCUCGCUUCCCUACGUAUAUACGCUUUAGCAGGACACUCAGUAUCUCUUGGUUACUUCUGCAUGGCUGGUACUAUGAUAGCCUGUAAUGGCUGGUUAGACGUUCUCCUAUACGCAUCGACCCGCGCCGAUAUCGUCUUCUGUGAUCUUCCACCAGGAGAAUCUACUGGUCUCAAUACAUUCAACUUCAUGGGCCGACACUUGCAAUCAUCUCCCACAAGUCAGCAUUCCAAUAUUGCAGCUAGAAGCAACGCCAACAGUCAAAAUGAGUCUACGCAAGCACUUGGAAGGCAAAGUCGAGACACCCAAGGUUCUGAAAACUUAUAUGGAAUGGGACAAAUUGGCACCAAGGAUAACAUUGCUGUUAGCGUUAAUAGUCUUGUAAACGAUUCUGCUGCAAUCUCUCCCAUGGAAAAUGAUACAAUAACUAGUGCAACUUGGGAUCUUAGACGCGACAAUAGUUUAAAGAGUCUGCAGACUCCUGUUUGA
This is a messenger RNA of Glarea lozoyensis ATCC 20868, 1215 nucleotides long. Its product is annotated as Family A G protein-coupled receptor-like protein. Gene Ontology annotation, biological process: adenylate cyclase-activating G protein-coupled receptor signaling pathway. Gene Ontology annotation, molecular function: G protein-coupled receptor activity. The coding region runs from base 1 to 1215 and encodes 404 amino acids. Lineage: Eukaryota; Fungi; Ascomycota; Leotiomycetes; Helotiales; Helotiaceae. The record is from RefSeq and is a predicted model, not a curated record. Gene Ontology annotation, cellular component: plasma membrane. The transcript has 3 exons.